Molecule: messenger RNA, 2897 nt
Organism: Ctenopharyngodon idella (grass carp)
Lineage: Eukaryota; Metazoa; Chordata; Actinopteri; Cypriniformes; Xenocyprididae
Gene: ranbp3b
Product: RAN binding protein 3b
Exons: 17
Coding region: 53-1642 (529 amino acids)
Biological process (GO): protein export from nucleus
Cellular component (GO): nuclear pore; cytoplasm
Molecular function (GO): GTPase activator activity
Source: RefSeq, a predicted model, not a curated record
AAUAAAGCGCACUAGUGGCGCGGUGCAUUGUGGGUGUGCACGGAGAAGUAAAAUGGCGGACUUGGCGAACGAAGAGAAGCCUGCCAUAGCUCCUCCAGUGUUUGUGUUUCAGAAGGACAAAGCACAGAAGAGAUCCGCAGAUGGGUCGAGUGCAGAGGACGGGGACGAUUCAGAUCGGGAUGAUGGCGAAUACUGUCCCCCGGUAAAGAGGGAGAGGACCUCAUCUUUGACCCAGUUCCCCCCGUCACAUUCAGUUCCCAAGAAUAAUAUCUUUAUGCCCUCAAGUUUAUGCCAGUCUCCAACUGGUAAUUCUGACUCUGAGCCAGAAGAGAAGCCCGUUGGGUUCAGGUUGAAACCCCCCACACUUAUUCAUGGCCAGGCCCCUAGCGCAGGUUGUUUUCCAGGCGUUCCCAGUCAGAAGCCCAAAGAACAGCAGCGCAGUGUUCUGAGACCAGCUGUUCUACAGGCGCCUCCGGCCAAGACCCUCACAGAACCCGUCAAGACCAACUCCAGCUGUGGAACAAAUGGAGUGGGGAAGUUUGGAGAUUCAUCAUCAGAAAGCCGAUCCGUUUUUCUGAACAACACAGAGAGCUCAGACAAAUCACCGAAGCGAGAGAAGGAAGGAGAAGAAAAUGGAGGUGGACAGAAAGACGAGAGUAGUCAGAAGAAGGAAUGUGCGGUGGACUCGUCGUUUGUGUUCGGGCAGAAUAUCAAAGAGCGAGCGAAGUUGGAUGAAAACAGCUCGUCCAGUGACUCAAAAGACUCCACACAAGAUUCUCAGUCUGGCAGCACCAAUUAUUUCUUACAGUACAUGGGCAGCGCUAGCUCCAACAAUGCCACCAACAGCUCAGAUAAAGGCUCCAAGUUCGUUUUUGGCCAGAACAUGUCUGAGAGAGUGCUAAGUCCCCCAAAAGGAGGCGAGGCAUCAGCAGAGGCCAGUAAAGACUGUUCGGCUCCAGUGUCCGAGCCGUCAUCACAAGAGGCCACACCAGAGAAAAAUCACAGCGUAACAGAGUCUCUAGAAGAGUCGGCAGCCGCGUAUACCAAAGCCACUGCCAAGAAGUGCAUUCUGGAGAAGGUGGAGGUCCGUACAGGAGAGGAGGCGGAGAGCAACGUUUUACAGAUGCAGUGCAAGUUGUUUGUGUUCGAUAAGCCAGCUCAGUCGUGGGUGGAACGAGGCCGCGGUCUGCUCAGACUUAACGACAUGGCAUCCACCGAUGAUGGCACGUUACAGUCGAGAUUAGUGAUGCGUACACAGGGCAGUCUGCGGUUGAUUCUCAACACGAAGCUUUGGCCUCAGAUGCAGGUGGAUAAAGCCAGCGAGAAAAGUGUUCGUAUCACAGCCAUGGACACUGAGGACCAGGGAGUCAAGGUCUUCCUCAUAUCGGCGAGCUCUAAAGAUGCCGGUCAGCUGGCCGCAGCGCUGCAUCACCGGAUCCUGGCCCUGCGGAGUCGCGUGGAACAGGAGACUGAGAGCACGCCCGCUCCAGCCGAACCAGAGAUACCGCAGUCAAACGAAGACGACAGCGACGAUGACGAACCCGCUAACAAUAGCAGUGGCUCCAACACCACCGGCACGGGGAACUCCACCAGCAGCGGUAACUGUGAGAGCAGCGAGACCCCAGCAGCCGAGAGCACAUAGCAUCAUGAAGCUCUGCUCGACCCACAGCCGCCUGCCAGGGUUUUAGUACAGGCAUCUCUGCGGACAGCCCAGACCGACAUAGCCCCGUCAGACCGGUGCUGUGGACCCCUGGGACGGAGUCUCUCUCUCACCCAAACUUCUGUCGUUCAUUUCCCCCUCCAACAUUUAUUGUAAAUCUGGAGCUGUUUUUUUUUUUUUUUUUUUAUCGUUUCGUUUUGUUUUUAGUUGUUUUUUCCUCUUGGACUGCAAAUAAACAAACAAAUUAAAAAGACAACAAAAAAGGAAAAAAAUCGAGACUUUUCCAUGUAUGGCUUUGGACUUGGUCGCUCAUCAUAUUGAUGAGUGUGAGGGUGUUUCUCUCUCCGUCUAAGACACGGAAUCGACAAGACUGCAGUUUCUACCGUGGGACCGUUUUUUACUCAUUCGCUCUCUGUCCCUCCGUCUCUCUCUCUCUCUCUCUCUUUUCACUGGCUCUCGGCUUCAGACCAUUUCAUCAUGACCUCGCAGCAUCAUCACACCUAUCGGCCAAUCAGCUGGCCGGUAGCACCAGUCACAUGACCUAUAUCCCCCGUGUUCGGUGUAGUUGUACCAUUUUUCCCAGGUUACGACUGAUUUCUGCCAGUUUCACCAAGCAUCUCCUGGAUGUUCACUUUCUAGGACAAGCUGACACUUUUACUAGUCUGCUAAGAUGGUAGUUAGAUUUCUCAUCGGUGUUAACGAAUAAAGGACUUAACGGACACACGGACUCGUGCUGUAGUGAAUCUGUUUCUAGAACUCGCCCCCUGUAAAAGAGAAAAAUAUCUCCACCCUAAUGUCUCUUGAAACAUCAAACUAAGUUGUGUAGCUUCGUUUAAGGGCAGAUAAUGUUUAAUAUUUCUUUUUUUAGUUGAACUGAUGAGAAUUUAACAUUUAAAGCAGCAUCUCUGUAUUUGUUUUUGUUUUCCAUAUUCUGAGGGUUUGUAUUGUUUUGGCCUUUUUUAAAAUAUUGAUUUACUAUAUUAACUUUUUAUCCAUUUUCAUGUCAUUUGGAGACGAUGUUUCUUCGUGUGUUGGAAGUUUGAGUGCAUUUAGACAGAAAAAAAGGACAAAAAAAAAAACUUGUACCCUUGAAUGUUCUGUAAAUUUCUAUGCGUAUAUUAUCACUUACUAGCACACCAUGUCUCCAAACUCCUUUACAAAAUAAAUAGUAAUAUCAAAGUUAAAAAAAAAAAAAAAAAGAUGAAACAUUUGAAAUAAAUUUUUGUCUUAUGUCAAA